AGCCAACAUGAAUUUAGAAAAUCUCAGUAAGCCGGAAUUGUUGAUGUUCUUCAGUGUGCUUGAGGGCGAACUGGAAGCACGAGACGUUGUGAUUGAAGCAUUACAGGCACAGCACAGAGACCAUUUCAUUCAAGAACGCUAUGGAAAAUAUGACAUCAGUGACCCAUUCCUGGCUCUGCAGAGGGACUGUGAGACGAUCCGGGAGGCGUAUCGUGGUGAGAAACAGCCGGUGUGCACCAACCCACUGUCUGUACUCAAAGUGGUGAUGACCCAGUGCAAGAAGAUGCAGGAGCGGAUGGUAUCCCAGCUAUCUGCUGCAGAGAGUAGACACAGAAAGGUUAUCCUGGACCUGGAAGAGGAAAGGCGACGACAUGCCCAGGACACGGCAGAGGGAGAUGAUGUGACUUACAUGUUGGAGAAGGAACGGGAGCGGCUCACACAACAGCUGGAGUUUGAGAAAUCGCAGGUGAAGAAGGUAGAAAAGGAACAGAAGAAGGUCUCCUCGCAGCUGGAGGAGGAACGAUCACGGCACAAACAGGUUACCGCGGUGCUGAUGAAAGAGUGCAAGAAAGCAACCAAUAAGGCAGCAGAAGAGGGGCAAAGAGCAGCCGAGAUGAGCGCAAAGCUGGAGAAGGAGAAAAGCAAGAGCACUCGGCUGGAAGAGGAACUGGCGGCUGAGAUCCGGAGAGGCUCGGGGAGGGAAGCCCAGAUGGAAAAGCAGCUCUCGGAAUUUGACACUGAAAAAGAGCAGCUCCGAGCAAAGCUGAACCGGGAAGAAAACCGAACACAAGCCCUGAAAGAAGAGGUUGAAAACUUGAAGAAACUUAUUGAAGACAUGAAGAACGGAAAGCUGUUUCCGAAUGAGCCGGAACAGGACGAAGCAAGUGAGGUAACUAGUCUGCCGCAACACUUAGGGUCUGAUAAAUGUCCAUUGGUUUCCUCGUUGUGUCAAACCGAGAGCACUUGUGCUGAACGGUCGAACGAAAGUGACGAGAGCAAGGCUGUGUCGUCAAACCCAACUGCAGUUUUUCCACGGCACGCCAAGACCAACGGGCAUUGCAGUACAGCCCUGGUUAAAAACGGUGCGGAUGAAUCUUCUGACGGUUGUGAAAUGGAUAGUCUUCUCUCAACUGAAGAUAAGGCAGGUUUUCCUUCUGAUCAGGGGAGCAUUGUCGAGAAUGGAGGUUAUGCCAACAACAGUGCGACCGCACAUUCUAGUGCAUCUCCCAGUGGAAUGCCCCUUUCUCCAAACGCCGCAAUCAACUCCCCUUCCGCCACAUCCUCAGGUUCCGGGUCGCCGUGCUCUUCACCGGUGUUAACGAAGCGCGUGGCCAGCCCGGGAACGUCCGGCUCGGCUUUCCACUCCUCCUACCAAGCAGGGUUGAACCAGAGAUUUCACGCUGCUCGCUUCAAGUUCCAAGCCCAGGCCGAGCAUGAUCAGCAGAUGGGGGGCUUACAGAGCCCUCCGGCAAGGGAUCUGUCGCCCACUACAGUCGACGGUUCUACUGCCAAGCAGUUGGCCCGUAAUACUGUCACCCAAGUCCUCUCUAGGUUCACGAGUCAACCGGGUGCUCUUAAAACUGCAAACAACUCCCCCUUUGGUACUGAUUAUCGACAGUUGGGCACUUCCCCUAAAACACCGACUGGGGAUCACAGUCAUUCUCCAACCUCCAGCAAAGGUUCCAGUCCACAAAGUCCAUUGACACCCGGGAUCAAAUCACCAACGAUCUCGAGAGCAGAGAGAGGAACUCCUCCACCAAUCCCGCCAAAAAAGCCGGGGCUUGCCCAAUCACCGGCAUCGCCACACCCACUGGGAAGGCCAACCACCGAUGGAGGACAUUCCCAAGUUGGGCAGAUACCCAAGAGUGAGUCGAGUGCUUCUAUUCAGUCUCAGCGUUCACUCUUCAACUCGCGCGAAACAGGGGUUCAAGAGGAACUUCCAUCCAAGCCCUGCCUGGACCACAAUGUAGGGAGAGGCUCCGGGGAAGGGGACGGAGGCCCAAAUCGUGUAGUUCUAGUUGGGACCCCAUCCAACGAAACCAAUCCCACAAGCUGCAUGAAGCUUUCAUCAGUUUCCAAGGAUGUGUGUAACGCCACACUGGACCUCUCAACCCCCUGUGGCAUGAAUAGUGCUCUGAUCACACCAUCUGCUAAAGAGAUUGAUAUACUACUACCAACCAGUAGUUAAUCCACAUAGAAAUCAAAUGUGAGUUUUUUUUUUUCCUUUUGAUUUUUUAGAUUCGAGACACAUGAAGCAUUUUUGAACCGAUCGGAUCAAAGAUAGUUAUUUAUUAUGUAGCUUUAUAUUGCAUUUUGUACUUGUACAAUAUUCACUUUAGUGAACUGUAUAUCCUCGACUUGUUAAUCUGUUUUAGGUUCCUAGAUGUUUCUGUUGAAGCCAACUCUACUACAUUUGAUGCUUAAUACUAUUUUGUUGUGAUUAACCCAUAACUUGUGGCGUAACCACUUUGUAAGACUGAUGGGUCGUGCAUGGAGUUAGUUGAUGAUGAAAAGUUGCUGCAGGUUUUGUGAGCGUUUGUGACUUAUUUUCUGGGCCCCACAUCUCACAACCGGUUCUGUGGAGUGGAGUGUUCCUGUACUGUGAAAUCCGCAUCUGACAAUCGCGGGCUUGAGCCUCACCAGAUGGAUAGUAGGUACAAGAAACUCACUGCGAGCUUCCCGCUGGGCAAAGUACUUCACAGCUGGAAUUCACCAUCAUCUACAGCGACGAUGUUCUGAAGACAACCGUGUUUUUUGUAAGCGUAUAAGUCCCGGCCGUAGAAUAGAACAACUGAAGUAUCAAAAAGACCCGAGUAAUAUUCUCUCUUGAUAUGAUUGAUGGUUCAUAAGCAUCAGUGGUCAGCACAAUAUCCUUGUUAUCAAGUAAAUGUAAUGUUCAUGGUGGUAGGACCAUUCUCCAUAGCUUGGCUUGUGUUCAGUUGCAGGCAUUAGUAUGCGGAGCGGAAAAAGCAAGGCGUAGAAGAGCCGGCAUUAUUUAUGUAUAAAGCUAUAGGACCCCGGGGAGAGUUUGUAAAAAAUUAUGCUGCCUGUGUCAAUGGCAAAGUGUUUAUUAUACAGCUGGGAGCCAGGCUAUUGAAGCAACUUGUGCCCUGCAGUUUAUGGCUUCUCAUAUUCCUUCGAUUUGUUUCUCAGCUGCUAAAGUUGUACGUUGAGACAUAAGAAGGUUCUAUUUUGAUAUUGCCGGGAGGGCAGAAACUCCAAAUGCUAUUUUGCUGGUAGUCUUGUCCUGCGAUUUAUCCAACCUAAUGAUCGACGCGAUGUUCUAUCCCAUUCGAUUUCAGCUCGAAUUCAAUUCGAAGUGUAGGCUAUUUCAGUUUAGUGCUUUGUGCCUGUGUCUCAUGGGUUUCCAUGCAGGGUGCAAGCUUGCUCAAGGCAGUGACUAAAAACCUGUUGAAAAAAUCCCCAACUAAAGAUGUAUAAAGCUGUGACAGCUUGUCUGUACAUCAGCUAUUUUAUAACUAAUCUGCCACUUUAUUCUGAACUGUUACUUAGCAAUAAUGCAUGCGCAAUUCAGUGGCAAUUCAAUUAUUCCACACAAGUGAGUACCUCAAAAAUAAAACCUAACCAGCCAGUGGAUAGAAAUUAACGGAAAUAAUAAUAAUAAUCCUUGCAUUUGAUAU
Callorhinchus milii (elephant shark) is the source of this 3641-nucleotide messenger RNA. It is a transcript of the gene cttnbp2nlb, whose product is annotated as CTTNBP2 N-terminal like b. Bases 8 to 2188 code for a protein of 726 amino acids. The transcript has 4 exons. NCBI's taxonomy places the organism in Eukaryota, Metazoa, Chordata, Chondrichthyes, Chimaeriformes, Callorhinchidae. The record is from RefSeq and is a predicted model, not a curated record.